This is a messenger RNA of Desarmillaria tabescens, 907 nucleotides long. RefSeq lists its product as uncharacterized. Bases 202 to 855 code for a protein of 217 amino acids. NCBI's taxonomy places the organism in Eukaryota, Fungi, Basidiomycota, Agaricomycetes, Agaricales, Physalacriaceae. The record is from RefSeq and is a predicted model, not a curated record. The transcript is spliced from 3 exons.
ACUGAGGGUUCCCAUUCCUACACAAAAAUCAGUCGUAAGGAUCAACCAUGACGAAGGUAUAUGUUUCUUAUCUUGGGCGGGAUGCAACUAAUUCUGAUUUCUUCAGGGAGAACGAAAACAGAGGCCGGAGCUAAAAUCGCUCCUCGCAUUCUCAAGGACGGUAGACGAAAGUGACGGUUACUUCGCGACCGGGGGAGUUGCAUGUGUGCUAUUCAAAGUCCCAAACCGCACCACAAAAGUACGUUGUGCUACACGCUAUGUAAUUUCUCAACUGAUUCAACGCUAUUUGACACUCACCAGGAUCUCGAUAUCAUCUCGUGGACUACUUCUUCCAUGGCGGACAUAAAAGAAAAGCUUCGGCAAGAGGGCUCGUUCCAAAUACUUCCUAGGCAGGAGAACCGCGGUUUCAGGGCGAAUUUCGAGGAGAGUCAGGAGACCCACAUAGAUGCGCGACUCGUCGAAUUUCCGUUCGAUCCCACACCACAUAUUACAAUCUCAAAGUUCGUCGGCGGGAAUGUCCAUAUUUCUGUGAUGGGAGCGAACAGUAAUUUGCUACUACUCUUGAAGGUAAUCGGUUUCAUUGCCAGGGGGAAGAGCAAGGAGGCACGGAGGAAGGCUAGAGCUGACCUCAAAGACAUCGGUCACCUUGCGAGUGACAUCGUUGUCACUCAUCACGGAAACACUGAUUCCUUGAUCAACGAAACGAUGGUAACGCCGGAGAUGUGGGGAGUAUUUCUGGCGCGCUACGUAGAGAAUCAGCUGCCAUGGCGAGGCUGCAAGCGGGUAAACAGAAAUACGACGACAUACUCAUUUUCACUCGUUGAAAAGCAGCACAGUCAUUCUUUAUACGUGUAAAAGCAAUAAUCUCGCGUUACAGAGGGACAGGAUAAGAAAUGAAAGAGAUGCG